Drosophila mojavensis is the source of this 1067-nucleotide messenger RNA. RefSeq names its product inositol monophosphatase 2. The record is from RefSeq and is a predicted model, not a curated record. Gene Ontology annotation, biological process: phosphatidylinositol phosphate biosynthetic process; inositol metabolic process; signal transduction. Gene Ontology annotation, molecular function: inositol monophosphate 1-phosphatase activity. The coding region runs from base 6 to 917 and encodes 303 amino acids. Lineage: Eukaryota; Metazoa; Arthropoda; Insecta; Diptera; Drosophilidae. The transcript has 3 exons.
CUAGCAUGGGCCGACAAAUAUUUACUUAUUUAUAUGCUUUAGCUUUUUUACAGCUUGUCGACAUGGCCCAGAAUACGAGAGAAACAAAGAUUAAGGAGUAUUAUGAUGUUGCUGUAGAUCUGGUUACGAAAUGUGGACCCAUAUUUAUGGAGGGCUACAAUAAAAGCAAAAAGGAGGUCAUGGUGAAAGAAUCCUUCUUCGACUUUGUCACCGUAUACGAUCAGCAAAUUGAAGAAAAGCUAACCGAGAACCUGCUGAAAGCCUUCCCAGAAUCCGUUUUUAUAGGCGAGGAAACAUUGGCGGGCAAAAAGAAGCUGCCAGAGCUGACGGAUGAGCCCACAUGGAUCAUAGAUCCCAUCGAUGGCACCACCAACUACAUACACCGCCUGCCGCAUUGCGGCAUUUCAGUAGCAUUAGCCAUUGAUAAGGAGCUGGUGAUAGGCAUUAUCUAUAAUCCCGUAGACAACGAGCUAUACUCGACGAGGAAAGGUCAUGGCGCUUUUCUAAAUGGUGAACCUAUUCAAGUGACCGGUGCAACAGAGAUGUCUAGUGCAGUGGUUGGACUUGAAAUUACUUUGGUCAAUGUGCCUCAAUUGCGUGAUCGGUGUCUGAAACGUGCUUACAAACUGGGCUCUGGGGCUGCUGGCACGCGAUGCUUGGCCAGCGCAGCAUUGUCUCUGGCGUAUGUGGCAAAGGGCACAUUGGAUGUCUAUCACGUGGACUAUCUAAAGCCUUGGGAUGUAGCUGCUGGCGUUUUGCUUGUACGUGAAGCUGGCGGCGUGGUAUAUAACACGAAUGGCAGUGCAUUCAAUAUAAUGAAACCAAAUCUUGUGGCUGCCGGCACAGAGUCGCUUGCCCAGGCGGCAAUUCAACUGAUCGAGCAGGCGGAUCAUAUCAAGGACUACAAAUUCACAUAGUUAAGAAAGUUAUAUAGUGCACUUACGUUGGGCGGCAUGCCGUGCGUUUGAUAGCCAAGUGGAGACAUAUUCGGUCCAGUUGGUGGCAUUUGCAUGCCCAUAUGAGGUGCUGAAAAUAAUUGUAAACAGUUAUUAAAUGUCUCAACAGAA